UAUUGUGAUUUUUGCCAGUGCACUUUUCCAGAUAAUGUAAAAAAUAGAAAGAAUCAUAAUGAGGGAAUAGCUCAUGUAAAUAAUCGUAAAUUACACUAUGAUUGGUAUAAAGUUAUAGAUCCUUCUAUAUUUUUACAAGAACAAAUAGCCAAACCACCUUGCAGACAUUACCAACAAUAUGGAUAUUGUGAAUUUGGAAUAUUAUGUAAAUACAGUCAUAUUACAUAUGAUCCAAAUACAGGUCAAUACAUAUAUCCUCCUGAGCUUAUUCAAUGGUUUCAACUUCAACAGGAAGAAGCGCUUUCGUCCACUGUUAAUCUAGAAGUAACAGAAAAAACUAAAAAAAAGAGAACACGAUACAAAUUACCCUCUGGAUGGAAAGUAAAAGACUUGCCUCCUUCUCUAAAACCACCUCCACCAAAACAUGGCUAUGAUUGGAAUCAGGUGGGUUCAUGGUCUUGA
Molecule: messenger RNA, 462 nt
Organism: Cokeromyces recurvatus
Lineage: Eukaryota; Fungi; Mucoromycota; Mucoromycetes; Mucorales; Mucoraceae
Exons: 3
Cellular component (GO): U12-type spliceosomal complex
Molecular function (GO): zinc ion binding
Source: RefSeq, a predicted model, not a curated record